Callorhinchus milii (elephant shark) is the source of this 1802-nucleotide messenger RNA. RefSeq names its product chromosome unknown C11orf65 homolog (gene cunh11orf65). The transcript has 13 exons. Bases 127 to 1356 code for a protein of 409 amino acids. NCBI's taxonomy places the organism in Eukaryota, Metazoa, Chordata, Chondrichthyes, Chimaeriformes, Callorhinchidae. Gene Ontology annotation, molecular function: protein binding. The record is from RefSeq and is a predicted model, not a curated record.
UGAAUGGUGACCAUGGCAACAGGGACGCGGAACCCGAGCAACCGGAGGAGGGGAGAGAGGCCCGAGAGGCCCCGAGCUCAGAUUUUCACUAGAACUGAGGGUUCCCUACAUUGAGGAGUCAUCAGAAUGCAAAGAAACAGCCUAUCAGAGCAAUUGGGAAGCAUUGGAGAUCUUCCAGAUACAUUACAUCUAUCAGAAGAUAGGGAUGAAGGAUAUUCACGGAAUGUAUUCCAAAGGAAACUUAUUGGUAAGAAUGAAGAAGAGAGAAAGGCAGUAGCAGCAGCUGAAAUCCAGAAAGUUUGGAGAUCUUAUUUAUCCAGGUGUCAGAAUCUAGGGCUCUUUUCCGAUCGAAUACAACCAAGGCACCUCAAAAUUAGUUCUGGAAUAAAGGCAGCACUUGGUACGAGACUAUCACUGACUUCAGAAAUAGCACGAGUAAGAACCAACAGUCCUUUUAUUGAAAUGGUAGACUAUGAUGAUGCCGCAGAUGAAGUCUUAGAAGUGCAACAAGCGGAAACGGAAGUAGACAACGCAGCGAGAAUAAUACAGAAGGCAUGGAGAAGAUUUAUUGACAAGCUCCUAUUUCGGUAUUACAAGGAAUUGAUUAAUUUUAAAGGGAAAGGAGAGCCUCGAAUCCUAAUGAAAUCUAUCAAUCCCAUCGAGGCUGCGUACCUGGAUGCAGCUGCUGGAGUUCACAUCCGAUUCAGACUGGGAGGAGAAUCAUUUCCCCCAGACAUCUACUACAAGAUAUUUACUCACCGACCCAUUGUGGAUAUUUGUGCAAAUAGCCCUAAAAAUUAUACCAAUCCUGCUGCGAAACAACAAGUACCCAGGCAACUUCAUAACCGUUGGGAAAUCAUGGAAGAUGAUCAGAGCGGAUGGUAUAAACGAGUGGAGAUGAAUGGCUGGAGACGUCUUUCACACAGGAUCAUAUUAAAGUCAGUGUACCUGCAGUCUAAAGAAAAUGCAAUAGAGUUCCACCACUCUAAGCGCCACAGGAGAGAAGAAAUGCAAAAGCAACGAAAAGACAAAAAAAUUAAAUGGAUGCAAAUGAUGUACCAUGGAAAUAUGCUGGAGGCUCAAACAACAGAUCCUUUCAUAGUUGAUCUGGUGCAGAACGCAACAAUUGGAUUAAUGAAUAUGGUAGAAAAGGAGGGUUACGACACUGCCCUGGAGUGGGAGGUGGAUGAGUUGCUGGAAUGGACCAAUGCACUGAAUUUCGAAGAAUAUUUGAAGGGCUGGAAGGACAUUGGAAGAAGCAAUAAGUCUGAAAACUUUAAAGGUUCAAGGUAUGGCCCAAUAAAGAAUGACCCCGAUGUAAUUAUAAAACAAGCAAAUCCCAACUUUAAGAUAUAAAGAGCUGCUGAAAUACAAGAAGAUUUGUUAUGCUUCACACAAUUACUGAAAAACUUAGAAAAAACAAUAUCCAACACGAUAAAGGAUUAUUAGUUCUUAGUUUAUUUUUUACAGCAAAAUUAUCAAUGUACCUUUUUUAAUAGUACUCUGAUAUACUAUAGUAUGUCAUGCAUAAUAUUUAAUGCAUUGACUUGAAAAAGUUCUAUCCUGGAAGAAAUUCAGGGCUAUUUACUUGAUUCUUUAUAUUUAAUCUCCAUGUACAAAUAAUCUUCUUGUGGAUGAUCCCUGUAACAGUUAAAAAGCUUAACUUGAUAGAUAUUUUUGUGGUACAUGUAAAAGAUCUUGUAUGUGAAAAUAGUGGAAUAUAAUAUAUGUCUUAUUAUUCGGAUGUACUUGUGGGGUCGAAGUUUACUAUUUGCGUAAUAAACUCAAAAUACACAAACCAA